CACUGGUAAUGGUGAAACUCUUCGAGCAGAUGGUGGGCUGUUAUUAGUAAAGUCCAAGAGCACAACCGCCAACAUGUCUAUGCUUUCUCCUGCUGAUGUGUCUUCUGCCGUCUUCCGAUCCCCUUCCGCCUGCGAUUUCGUCUUCACAGCCGCUGAUGUAAUAUCACUCUGUGAAGGCGCAAUGGGCCACAAGGUAAGCGACCUACCUGCCUCUCAAUUUUCUCUCCCAUCGCAUUUCUUGUCAGUCCCUCUACGCCAAUAAUAGUGGGAAGCAACAACGGACAUGAUGGCGGGAGUGAGACAUCUGGUGAGCAUCGAAGAUCUUCGAUCCUACCGGCCAUGAAGCAAAACAGCUGCUCUGUUUCUUUCCCCAGCUUGCGCACCUAAGAUCACCUCCGAGUCUACCAAUGUGGGUGACUGUACCGGGACUCAGCAUUGACCCAAGGCAUUCAUGGAAAUAUCAGGCAUACAAUUCUAUGGUCUCUCCAUGUCCAUCAGAACAGACCACCACAGCCCCCAUCACCGAUCAACCACGGACCUGUUGAGAUGCCAAUCAGGAGAGCAGCUUUGUCUAUACAGGUCCUUUCACGUAUUAAGGUAGGUUCCAGUGACUGAUCUGCCCAGGUGUGAACACACGGGCUCGUUCUAUGCACAGGUGACUCGAGUCUUGCUGAGGCAUCAUGACGCUUUGUGACGAGGUAGGACAUGCUGUACGGGCGGGUAAUGGCACCAUAGGUCUUCCUUCUGUUACUAGAUGGGAAUGGCCCAGCACCUUAUUCUCAUCUCCAUGACCUCGAAACCUGCAUAUCCCUUGCAGUGUGGCUACCAAUACUGGGGUUGACCCUGAUCCACCCAAGGACCGCUAGGGAGCAGGAGAAGAUGAGAGUUCGGGCAAGAUCCUCUCUCAACACAGCAUCAUUGGUGAUUUGUCGAACAUGCACUAAAGAGCGUGAGCCUGAGGCAAAAGACCAGCUGUAUGCACAUCACCAGAACAACUACUAGGGUAUGCUAGUAGGCGACUUCUACCUGCAGGCACCAAAGCCAGGGUUGUUGCCGGUACAAGAUCAUUGUGUCUACCAGCAUGUUCUGUGAAGACGGACUUGCCGCAUAUGUCUGCAGUGCCAGUGCACGGUGGGAUUCUGGCAUAGCAGGAAUCUCGCUGCAUGGUGGCAUGAACGCGACAUUGCUGUAGGUGCGGGCGCCAUCCAGUAAGACUCGUCGAAAAGUUCGACUCAAUUCACCCUCCAGCUUGCAUUGUCGGUGUCGACAUGGAGCUGGCUUCGCAGUGUCCGAGUUCCCAGUCAAAACAGCCUGAUGCUGGAGCCUCCUGCCCCCUACGACCGUCUCAUAACACUUGGCCUUGUGUUGAACCCAAUUCCAAUGUCAGGAUGUCCAAUACGAGCGAAGCUACAUUGCAAUAGCUUCGGAGGUGAGAGCCAGCGGAGGCGCCUCCUCGAAUCCCAUUUGCCCCGGACUCACAUUCUCAGUGGAUGAUCGCUACCUUUCAGAGCGACAUGGAAGGAGGUCACUUGGCCUGUCAAAAUGCACCGACGGUGCCUCAGAUUGGGCUGGUACCGAAUCAGGACUUGCUGUUUGAAAAUGGGCACUCUCAUGCGGGGAGGACCCAAAGCAGUCUCGAGCCAGGAUGUUGGAACUGGGCACAAGAGACGAGCUGAGGCUGGACUUGUCCUUACGACACUUGCUACAGAAGCCACCGCUUAUCCUAAUCCCUGGAUGCAUUGCUGCAGCACGCCCCAAGAUAGGCGAAGCAGCCUAUAGUGAAGUUGAUUAAGCUGGCGCACACCUAACGCCGGUUGAUCCAACCUUUCGACUAUUUAGACAACCGGUUCGCUACAGCCCGAUCCGAAGGUCAGAAAGAGCAAAUCGAGCUGCAGGGGGGUUGGUUGCCAGUGGGGAGCUGAACUUUGACCUAUCACAUCUCUCCGCCACACUCCAUGAUCAACUGUCGAUAUGGGGCCAGAGAAGCAAGGGAUACCGCCCGGGGUUGGACAUCAGGAUGCAAGUGGUGGUCAAGGAAGUUGGCUUUUAGAAACAGUCCCCUCCACACCACCCCUGAUUAUCCAUGUCCAAAGCUGAACGGCCUGCAUCCGAUCCAUGGUCUUUCUGUAGGAGAGGGUUCAUACUCUUUCUCCCUCCCUCGACUGAAGGCAGGUCUGCCAUCCAUGCCAUGGUCGACCACCGCCUCCGAGGGACAUUCUCCCCGCUGCAGUUGCCUCGAUCCUAAGAACCGGCACGACGCCACGAAACUCGGACACUGUGCUGUCUCAUUCUCAUUCUACCAUGGAGUCGCCAUCGCUAGACGAGACUGACCAGGUUCAUCAUGCCGGUCGAUUUUGGCUGGGAUGGAGGGUUGUCCCCAUGUCUACCUCUGGAUUGUCUGGAUGAACAGUAGGUGGGAUCUGGUGGCUACAAAGACCAGCGCUCCCGAGCUUCUCUUGCUCCCAUCUUCUCAAUUGUUUCUCUACCCUUUCUUCCUACUGUCGUGUCGUCCCGUCAAGACAAAGACUUGUCACGUCAAUACUCCUUGGUCUAACUCCGCCUCCCCUUCUGACAGCGGAACCACCCAGCGUUUGCUAACCCUACCGAUCGUCCUCUCUCAAGCACAAAAGCUCGUGAAAGUCAGGCAUCAACAAGAUGGACAAGAACAACUUCAUCGCCGCCCAGCAACAACAGGGGACACCCGCCCAUCUGCGCCAACUGAUGUCGUCCCCGUCGUGCGUUCAGGUCCAUUUGUCCACAUCCCGUGGAUCCGGGUAUGGCCUUGACAGUGAACGAUUGUGUUCCUGCGAUGGUGCUUGGGCAACUUUGAAUGGCCAUCGCCAUGAUCACCACGUUCAUAGCCACGGCCAACCAAUCGAUCCCAUGGACCUGUAUAUGCCUCUCCACCAGACAGAUACAGAAAUCAGAGCACCACCGCCCAGCCCGGCUGGACCACCGGCACUGGCGACAACAAUACCCACAGGGCAAACCAGGCGGGGGCGGCGACCCUCACCGCCAUCGUUCCCAAUGGAGCUAUCUCCGCUGGCGGCGUCGCUUCUGUACCCCUCCGCCGAUGAGGCUUCUUCUGUCGCCAGGACGAACCCUCCGGUAGGCUUCCCGCCCUAUGUGCCGUUCAACUUGGACGAGCCGAUGACAGCGUGCAUCUGCCAUCGUCCGCUCAUCUUCGAUCACCCGCACAUUCGAGUGCCUCACACCCGACUGCCAAACAUGAAGGAAUUCAUGGCGAAGCUCGAGGCGGCACGGCGGAGACGGAGUAUCAAUAUGGCCUAUUCUGUUCGCCACGAUCACCUAGUAGUGCCCGAGGGUGGUAGGCCUGAGUCAAUGCUUCUCGCAGAGGAGUUCCAUCCUCCUGCCUCCCCGGAGUUCCGUCCUGUCUCACCCACUACGGGGCUCGACGACCCCGCGGAAGACCAAUAUGCCCAAAGCCAAUACUAUCCUCCGCAAAGGCCAUUCUUCAACCAUCACCAUACUAACCUGCCUCCAAGUCCUCCCUAUAGUGCAACGGCAUCAAAGGUUGAAUUGUCUUGGCACGAUACGGUCUUGACAAAGGAAACAGGAGAGAAGAUGAAGAUUUGAAAGUGUAGGUUGUGUUGAAAAAGUAAAGGGUGUUAUUGUGUAACAUCAACGUUCCUAUUGUCUAUGAAGCACUGGCACACAAACGCCGCGCCCUGUGCAGAAUGUUUCGGGUUUAAAGCGCCUUAAUCGCCUCCACCAUCGUUUGCCUCCAUAAUCAGCAAAUAGCGCUUCAAAAAAUGCUCAUUAUUAGGAACUGUAGCAGUCCACACAUUGUUCGCCCACCAAGUAAAGCAAAUAACGAGGACCAGGAAGCUAAAGACGCAAAG
Molecule: messenger RNA, 3863 nt
Organism: Exophiala dermatitidis NIH/UT8656
Lineage: Eukaryota; Fungi; Ascomycota; Eurotiomycetes; Chaetothyriales; Herpotrichiellaceae
Exons: 2
Coding region: 2656-3597 (313 amino acids)
Source: RefSeq, a predicted model, not a curated record